UAUCGUUAUCGUCACUGUCUCGCAAUGUCGGAUCUCACAGAUUGUUUUGAAUUAAAUAAAACUAAAUUAUUUGAAAAAAUACGAAAUGGCUUGCCCGUCGUGCAGAACAGCCAAAAUCUGUUGGACUGCAGCGACGAUCUACUGUUUGCAUGGGAUGCGGGCGAGUGCAGGUUGCUCGUGAGGAACUGGCGUUCGCAGCUGAUGGUGCCGGAGCAGCGUGCCAAAGUGGAUUAUCAGACGCUUCUGCCUUCGAUCCCGAUCAUUCAGGACAUAGAUCGUGUUACAGUUUCCAACGAGUGCUCCUUGGUGGCACUGAGCGGACCGCGUGGUGUGUGCAUUUUGGAGCUACCCCGCCGCUGGGGUCUCGAUGGCUACUUUCAGGAUGGCCAGGAAAAAGUCCUUUGUCGCACAUACUGUCUGGAUUCUGCUUUGUUCCAGAACAGGCAUCUGGAGGUGCGUCAAGUGCGCUGGCAUCCAAACUCAGUAUCGGACUCCACACUGCUGGUGCUGCUGAACAACAACUGCAUCCGAGUGUACAAUAACUCGAAGCUGCGUCACGUGUGGCAAGUUGGGCCUCUUACUAGGACAAUGACUUCGAUUACCAACUUUGGGGAAGUUGCCGUGGACUUUGAUUUUGCUCCAGCUACAAAGCCGCGCUGUGGCGACCUUACUGCGGCCAACGAAACUACUUUGAACCAAAGCAACAAAUCGCUGGGAGGAAAAACGGCAAAGCAGGAGAAAAUUGAAUGGCCUAUUGUUUUGCUGCGAGAGAACGGAAACAUCUACGUUUUGUUUACUAGCCUGGACUCGGAUAUUACGCGCCUCCAGGGACCCCUAACCAUAACACCUCAGAAAUUAGACAACUACGGCCUAGAGUAUUGCUCGAUCAUGAUCAUUCCCUCGCUGCCUCCCACUAUUGUCAUUGCCGAGUCAAAAGGAAAGCUCCACCAUGCACUCCUAUUGGAUGCCGAGGCCGCCGAGCAUUCCUUCAAUGAAGUUGAUGACUUUAUUCUCAUAGAGCCCGCUCAGUUUGUCAUACAUGUGCUGGAAACGGUUGAGCUCGAGUUGGGUCUUUCUGGCGCAUCAAAUACUGCACCAAAAACCCCCAUCACCCAGCCUAAUACACACAUACACUUGAAACGAGAUAUCAUCAACGAGCUGCGCUACUUUGCCUAUCACAACGCUGGCUUGCACGUGGUCACUGUCAGCUUCAUCUCCGAGCUGCAGCGCUAUCUGGACAGUGAGUCGGAGCAGGACAGACUGGAGUUGGCGUCAUCCUCCAGGGCCGAGUACGUCCUGUGCACAAAGUUCGACUCCAGUGAGCGGAUCAAUGCUGUCUGCGGCAUAUCUCUAUUACAGCUGCCAGCUGGUGUGGUGCUUCUGUUGGCCAGCGGUCAAGUGAUCAGCCUAAAGCUGGUCAUCGAUGCCCAGCUGUUGGUGGCCCCCAGUGAGAAGACGCAGCGAGCCUCCGAUGUGGAUCAGCAAGAGUCUGGACCUUCAUUCCUUGACAAAAUUAAAGCUCUAUUGCAGCGCAAUGUCAACCAACCGAUUCUCGCUAACAAGCUGUCCUCGGCGUCCCCCCACGAGGGAUACGAGCUACUAAACCAGGCUAUUGAAGUGUUGCGCGAACAGUACCUCAAGCGACACGACCUCGUCCGUACCGAGUUUGCGAAGCACAUCAAUCAAAUUCUACUGAGGAAGGAGCAGCAACUGCGUGAGAUCCAGGAGCUGGAACAUGAGCGGGAGAUAAUCAGCGAGGGUGCCCACAAGCUGGCCGAGCGUUUCGAGGAAAUCAGCGACAACCAGGAGCUAUUGGUGCGCAAGUGUCACAGUCUGAUGCAGAAGGCCAACACCGCUCUGCCCAACAAUGUCGUGGCCGAGCACGAGUUCACCCAAGAGGUGUCACGAAUUAACAAGGCCACAAAGGGUAUGGCUGCUGACCUGGAUGCCGCCAAGAAGAUGUUGAACAAACAGCGCUAUCACAUCGCCAAGAGCCAGGACGAACUGAAGAGCAAUGUCUACGAACUGCCAGAAAAACAACAUCGCACCAUAACUGAGAUCCUGACCCAACUGAACGGGGAGAUUGACCGGCAAAUAACCGAUGCCAAGCGUAUAAACAAGAUUGUCGGCGUAUAAGUUAGUUCCAGCUCGCAGCUUGAUAACACAUUUAUGCGAUUUUAUUGAAGAACUGAAAAAUAUUAAUUAAUAAAUAACAUUACUGUUCGAAUAAGUUGUCCCAGUUGUAUCCACAUCCAAUGUAUUCCUGCCCAUUUACU
Drosophila obscura is the source of this 2276-nucleotide messenger RNA. RefSeq names its product nuclear pore complex protein Nup88 (gene mbo). The coding region runs from base 25 to 2136 and encodes 703 amino acids. Gene Ontology annotation, cellular component: nuclear pore. The transcript has a single exon. The record is from RefSeq and is a predicted model, not a curated record. Gene Ontology annotation, biological process: ribosomal large subunit export from nucleus; protein import into nucleus; mRNA export from nucleus. Lineage: Eukaryota; Metazoa; Arthropoda; Insecta; Diptera; Drosophilidae. Gene Ontology annotation, molecular function: structural constituent of nuclear pore.